Ustilaginoidea virens is the source of this 321-nucleotide messenger RNA. RefSeq lists its product as uncharacterized. Lineage: Eukaryota; Fungi; Ascomycota; Sordariomycetes; Hypocreales; Clavicipitaceae. The record is from RefSeq and is a predicted model, not a curated record. The coding region runs from base 1 to 321 and encodes 106 amino acids. Gene Ontology annotation, molecular function: glutathione disulfide oxidoreductase activity. Gene Ontology annotation, cellular component: nucleus; cytoplasm. The transcript has 3 exons. Gene Ontology annotation, biological process: cellular response to oxidative stress.
AUGGCCGAAGCUAGCACCAAGGUUCAGCAGAUCAUCAAGGAGAAUGCUGUCGUCGUCUUCUCCAAGUCCUACUGCCCUUACUGCCGCGCCACCAAGGACACCUUGACCAAGCUCGGUGCCGUGUUCAAGACUUACGAGCUCGACCAGCUUUCUGAUGGUUCUGCCCUGCAAGAUGCUCUCGAGCAGAUCACGGGCCAGCGUACCGUCCCCAACAUUCACAUCAAGCAGCAGCAUAUCGGCGGCAACUCCGACCUGCAGGACCUGCAGAAAUCCGGCAAGCUCGAAGACUUGCUCAAGGAUGCUGGCGCUCUCAAGGCGUAA